UUCCGCCCCAAUAAUUUUUCUCUCGGCUGCCAGUGGUGCGUGUCUGCCGCCUGCCGCGCGGCCACUCUCGCCUCCCGCCGACGCCGUCCUGCCGAGGGGUGCCCGGCUGCCGUGCUCGGCUGCUGUGCUCGGCCAGCCCGGGGAGGGUAUUGGGUGCCGGCGGGGGUGUCUGGAUGGGUGCGGGAUCUGCUGGUGGGGGGCCGUGUCCCCGGUGCCCGUGGGGCAGCUGGCGGAUGGGCGGCAGGGGCUGAGUGCCACCAGUGCACCAUGGGCUGGACCCGGCCCCACGGGUGGCCGUGAGGAUGCUGGCGUCGCUCCUGCAGCUGCUCCAGGAGUUGCCGGGCCCCCCCGCAACCCUCCCUGGGGCCGGAGCAGGACCCAUGUCCGGCAUCUCCCUCUGCGGCACCUGCCUGUGCCUUGACAGCGACGCUGCUCACGCCGCGGGGCCAAGCCAGGAGGAGAAGGUGCUGUCGCUGGGCGCCGACGUCCUCCCCGAGUACAAGCUGCAGGCGCCGCGCAUCCACAAAUGGACCAUCCUGCACUACAGCCCCUUCAAGGCAGUGUGGGACUGGCUCAUCCUGCUGCUGGUCAUCUACACGGCCAUCUUCACCCCCUACUCGGCCGCCUUCCUGCUCAACGACCAGGAGGAGGCCCAGCGCCACAACUGUGGCUACUCCUGCAGCCCCCUCAACGUGGUCGACCUCAUCGUGGACAUCAUGUUCAUCAUCGACAUCCUCAUCAACUUCCGCACCACCUACGUCAACUCCAACGAGGAGGUGGUCAGCCACCCUGCGAAGAUUGCCAUCCACUACUUCAAAGGCUGGUUCCUCAUCGACAUGGUCGCCGCCAUCCCCUUUGACCUGCUCAUUUUUGGCUCCGGCUCUGAGGAGACCACCACCCUGAUUGGGCUGCUGAAGACGGCGCGGCUGCUGCGCCUGGUGCGGGUGGCCCGCAAGCUGGACCGCUACUCAGAGUAUGGCGCAGCCGUGCUCUUCCUCCUGAUGUGCACCUUCGCCCUCAUUGCCCACUGGCUGGCCUGCAUCUGGUACGCCAUCGGCAACGUGGAGGGGCAGCGCAUCGGCUGGCUCCACUCCCUGGGCGACCAGAUCGGCAAGCCCCUCAACGCCAGCAACCCCCUCUAUGGCCCCACCAUCAAGGACAAGUACGUCACCGCGCUGUACUUCACCUUCAGCAGCCUGACCAGCGUUGGCUUCGGCAACGUCUCCCCCAACACCAACUCUGAGAAGAUCUUCUCCAUCUGCGUCAUGCUCAUCGGCUCCCUGAUGUACGCCAGCAUCUUUGGCAACGUGUCGGCCAUCAUCCAGCGCCUGUACUCGGGCACCGCGCGCUACCACACACAGAUGCUGCGUGUCCGCGAGUUCAUCCGCUUCCACCAGAUCCCCAACCCGCUGCGCCAGCGCCUCGAGGAGUAUUUCCAGCACGCCUGGUCCUACACCAACGGCAUCGACAUGAAUGCGGUGCUGAAGGGCUUCCCCGAGUGCCUGCAGGCAGACAUCUGCCUGCAUCUGAACCGCAGCCUGCUGCAGAACUGCAAGCCCUUCAAGGGUGCCACCAAGGGCUGCCUGCGUGCCCUGGCCAUGAAGUUCAAGACCACCCAUGCCCCCCCCGGCGACACGCUGGUGCACGCUGGCGACGUCCUCACCGCCCUCUACUUCAUCUCCCGUGGCUCCAUCGAGAUCCUGCGUGGGGACGUGGUGGUGGCCAUUCUGGGGAAGAACGACAUCUUUGGGGAGCCACUGAACCUGUAUGCGCGGCCGGGGAAGUCCAACGCAGACGUGCGGGCACUGACCUACUGCGACCUGCACAAGAUCCACCGCGAGGACCUGCUGGAGGUGCUAGACAUGUACCCCGAGUUCUCCGAUCACUUCUGGUCCAGCCUGGAGAUCACCUUCAACCUGCGCGAUACCAACAUGAUCCCUGGCUCCCCGGGCAGUGAUGAACUGGACAACGGCUUCAACCGCCUGCGGAAGCGCAAACUCUCCUUCCGCCGGCGCACAGAGAAAGACGCAGCCAACGCCGGGGAGCUGCGGAGUGGGCAGAAGGCAUUGCGGCCAGGCAGGAGUUGCCAGGCGCCGGGGGCCCCACGCGGGCCAGCUGAGUGGGAGCCCUGCCACUCCAGCUCGCCCUCCAGCUCCCCCUCCAGCGACGAGGACGAGCCCCCUGUGCCUGGGCCGGGGGCCACUGCACUCUCCCCCUUCCGCAGCGCCCGUCCAGGCAGCGAGGUGCCCACGCCCGUUGAGGCCGAGGAGCGCAAGGGCAGCGACAUGUGCAAUCCCCUCUCAGGAGCCUUUUCGGGGGUCUCCAACAUCUUCAGCUUCUGGGGGGACAGCCGGGGGCGGCAGUACCAGGAGCUGCCGCGCUGCACCAUCCCAGCACACGCUGCCCUCAGCAUCCCGCUGCCGUCCCUGAGCCGCCGCCAACGCUCUGAGGUGGAGACGCGCCUCGACCUGCUCCAGAAGCAGCUCAACAGGCUGGAGACACGCAUGGCCGCGGACAUCAGCUCCAUCAUGCAGCUGCUGCAGCGUCAGGCCGUGCUGGUGCCCCCCGCCUACAGCACAGUCUCGUCUCCCCACCAGCCCCCCGGCCCCCCAUGUCCACUGCAGCCCAUUCUGCCCAUCACCCCCAUCCAGCCUCUCUCUCAGGUUCCCAGCUACCCGGUGCCGCUGGAGCUGCCGCGUGCCCCGGACCCCCGCGACGACCCUCUGCCACCGCCACCAGAUGUGGUGCUGCUGGUGGAGCCAGCGCCGCCGCGCCGGCUCUCGCUGCCCGGACAGCUGCCCGCCGCGCCGGACACACAGACGCUGCAUAGACACUGCUCCGACCCCGGGAGUUAAUGGCCAGGGCAGG
This is a messenger RNA of Athene cunicularia (burrowing owl), 2868 nucleotides long. RefSeq names its product potassium voltage-gated channel subfamily H member 2 (gene KCNH2). Gene Ontology annotation, cellular component: membrane. The record is from RefSeq and is a predicted model, not a curated record. The coding region runs from base 303 to 2855 and encodes 850 amino acids. Gene Ontology annotation, molecular function: inward rectifier potassium channel activity. NCBI's taxonomy places the organism in Eukaryota, Metazoa, Chordata, Aves, Strigiformes, Strigidae. Gene Ontology annotation, biological process: membrane repolarization during action potential; potassium ion transmembrane transport; regulation of heart rate by cardiac conduction. The transcript has 11 exons.